Molecule: messenger RNA, 3786 nt
Organism: Galleria mellonella (greater wax moth)
Lineage: Eukaryota; Metazoa; Arthropoda; Insecta; Lepidoptera; Pyralidae
Exons: 3
Coding region: 1-3786 (1261 amino acids)
Source: RefSeq, a predicted model, not a curated record
AUGAGUAUAAAUGAGGCUAGUGUUAAAAUUAAUCGUGAAAGAUCCCCUAAUAGGCUAAUCGCUAAUAAUGAAAAUGAUAAUGAAUUGCUUAGGGACCUAGUCAAGACGCGUGGCAUAUUAAAAAGCAGGCUUACUAAAUUUUCUAAGGCCGUUAGUGAUAUUACCCUCGAGCAAUUAACGAAUCAAAAAUGUGCCGAUGUAAAAUUACGCAUGCAAGGUAUUACAAGCUUAUUUGCAGAGUUUAGCGAUGUUCAAACAAAAAUCGAAAAAAUUGUACGAGAUUCAGAUUUAGAUUCACAGCUGACGCAACGAGAAUUGUUUGAAGAUUGCUAUUAUCAUGCACUAGCUCAAGCUGAAUGUUUGCUCAAAUCGGUAGAGGUCACUAGCGCGUCCAGUAAGGGCAGUAAUAGGGCGUCACAGUCUAUAAAACUUCCGACCAUCUCCCUACCUGUAUAUGAUGGAACGUAUGAGCAUUGGAUCGAAUACAGAGACAUUUUUCUAUCUCUAGUACACAAUUCCGAUGAAAUUAGCGAUAUUCAGAAAUUCCACUACCUAAAAUCGUCACUAAAGGGAAGCGCGGAGUUAGUUAUCGAUUCCUUAGAAUUCUCUGCUAGUAACUAUGUGGUAGCAUGGGAACUACUUCUCAACAGAUACAACAAUAGCAGUCUGUUGGUGCAUAACCACGUUAAGGCCUUAUUUACUAUUCAAAAACUUUCUAAGGAAUCACCACAUGCACUCAGAAAACUAACAGACAUUAUUCUAAGAAAUUUACGCGCAUUAAAAAUAUUAGGUGAGCCUACUGAGUACUGGGAUACUUUAAUCAUAUUUAUUAUAACGUCUAAGUUAGAUGAAACCACCGAACGUGAAUGGGAACAAUUUAAAUGCACCACACGAAAAUAUAUUAAUGAUAAUUCUUCACUGAAGGUAGAUGAUUUACUUAUGUUCCUCAGAGACAGGGCUGACAUGUUGGAAACAUUGCUAGUUUCACACAGGGUUAACAGUGACGUUAAAACUCAAAACGCGACUUCACAACAAUCGUCAUAUUAUCCGUCACAUAAAAAAUCACAACAUAAAGUGCACUGCAAUGUUUCCACCAAUAAGUCACAGCAAGGUCGAAUCACGUCUACUAAAAAAUCGUGUUUAAUGUGUAACGCCGAUCAUCCACUUUAUUCAUGUCAAACAUUUUUGGACACUAACUUAGACGCUAAACUGCAAUUUAUAACCGCAAAUAAAUUAUGUGAGAACUGUUUACGUCCAGGGCAUUCAGUUAGUAUGUGCAAAUUUGGACCUUGCAGACUGUGUUUUAAAAAACACAACACGCUUAUUCAUAAUAACGUGACUGAUCGAGUAGCGGUCGUAUCAAUGCAUCUAGCCGACAACGAAACCCCGGGUUCUAGUCAAAUGACCCCCGCGACCGUCGCACCGCCCGCGCAGUCCAUCCCCGCGCAAAUUCAUUCGUCUCGAUCCACUUGCGAAAUUCGAGGUGUCGGCAACACAGUAACAACGUCAUCACAGAUAUGUGAUAUCGAGAUCAAAUCACGCAUUGACAAUUACUCCGCACGCAUUAAAUGUUUUGUGUUGCCGCACAUUACAUCUACGCUACCUACUGCGAUGUAUAGUCAACGCGCGCAGUCUUUUAUGAUACCUGACUAUAUACAGCUGGCUGAUCCACAAUAUUAUGAAUCUCAAAAUAUUGAUAUUUUAAUAGGCGCAGACUUAUUUUGGGACUUAUUAUGCGAAGGUAAAAUGAGAUUACCCAAUGGACCCUUUUUACAAAAUACAAGGUUAGGUUGGAUUAUUUCAGGGCCUAUUGAGUUUAACACGCACAAUAUCAAUACGUCUGUCCAAUGUAACUUCACUCAAUCCAUUGACACUCAGUUACGACGGUUUUGGGAGUUAGAAGAGGUGCCUAAAACUAGUGACAUACAGACUGACGAAGAACGCUCUUGUGAGGAAGCUUUCAUUCGUACUACCACGCGCAAUAGUGACGGAAGGUUUUGCGUCAGCUUGCCACUGAAACAGUCGCCAUCUGUUUUGGGUGAAUCUUUGUCACAAGCUGAACGUCGUUUUUUGGCACUAGAGAGGCGAUUAGAACGUAAUUCUAACUAUAAAAAAUUAUAUAUUGAAUUUAUACACGAAUACAUCGAAUUAGGUCAUAUGACGCGAGUAACUUCAUAUGGAACCCCACACUAUUUCUUACCUCAUCACGGCGUGUAUCGUGAGCACAGCAGCACAACAAAACUUCGCGUGGUGUUCGAUGCAAGUGCCGCCACAAGUAGUGGAGUGUCUUUAAAUGACAUUCAACAAGUCGGACCUCCUUUGCAGCGUGAUUUAGUUGACAUCCUGCUUCGUUUCAGACAACAUAGAUACACUGCUUGUGCAGACGUCGAAAAGAUGUACAGGCAGUGUCUCUUAAACGAAUUACAACGCGAUCUCCAGUUGAUUGUGUGGCGUGACAAUCCAUCUGAACCGUUAGGUAUUUACCGACUGAACACGGUAACGUAUGGGACAGCCUCCGCACCGUUUCUUAGUGUUAGGUGUCUAAAGCAGCUGGCACUCGAAUGUAAGGACUCAGCCGUCCAACAAAUAAUUUUAAAUGAUUUUUAUGUAGAUGAUAUGAUUACAGGUUCAGAUGACAAGGAGGAGUUGCUUGUACUCUGUAAGAAGGUCACUGAUGUCUUAAGUUCUGGUGGAUUUCACUUAAGAAAAUGGAUAUUUAAUUUUAAAUGUGAUGAAUUGUUGGUUCAUCAAAUUCCAAAUAAUAACGCAUCACAGGAAUUAACAUUAGGAGAAAAUGUUCAGUGCAAGACAUUAGGUCUUGGAUGGUACUAUGCAUCAGACGAGUUUUAUUUUAAUACUCAAGUUAAAGUUGAUACGUACAAGAUUAGUAAACGAACCAUUUUAUCGCACGUUUCUCAAAUAUUUGAUCCAUUGGGAUUAUUAAGUCCGACCAUUAUAAUAGCCAAAGUUUUAUUGCAAAAACUAUGGUUAUUACAACUAGGAUGGGAUGAUGAGGUACCGCGAGACGUGUUGCGCGCAUGGACCGUAUUUGUAAAGGGCUUAUCAAUGCUUAAUACCAUCCGCAUACCCCGUCAUGUUACAGCUAACGAAGCGAUAUGUACAGAGCUACACAUCUUUACCGAUGCAUCGCAGACUGCAUACGGCGCUUGCAUCUACGUUCGAACAGUAACUAAUAACGGACUUGUAUCGGUAAAAUUGUUAUGUUCAAAGGGUAAGGUUGCACCUUUAAAACCUGUCAGUAUCCCGCGACUAGAAUUAUGCGGAGCUUUACUUGGGGCUCGACUUUAUGAUAAAGUAAUUAAAUCACUUCGUCGUCAUUUUGAUAACAUCAUGUUCUGGACUGACUCGACCAUAGUACUAGGAUGGUUACACAUGUCGCCUAAUUUACAAAAAACUUUUGUACAAAAUAGAACGGCAGAAAUACAUGAGUUGGUGAAGGAACUUCCAUGGCGUCAUGUCAGUGGGAAGGAAAACCCAGCUGAUCUGGUCUCGCGUGGUGUUCAGAUGGAGGACCUUUCAUCUUCUACUUUAUGGUGGGAAGGCCCAUUUUUUCUUCGUCACACUAACUUCAGUUGCAAUAAUGUACCGUUAAAUUCAUUUGACUCUCAGCAACUAUUGCCUGAGCUGAAAUCCAGUGUGACGCAUUCCUACGCUACUGAUCAAGACUGCGAACACACGAACACAAGCAGUUGUUGCACGCAGCUCCACAGGCGCUUCUUUAUAACUUACGUGAAACGUGGUGGCCAAUUGGCGGUAGAAACUUAG